Molecule: messenger RNA, 2328 nt
Organism: Scophthalmus maximus (turbot)
Lineage: Eukaryota; Metazoa; Chordata; Actinopteri; Pleuronectiformes; Scophthalmidae
Product: CARD- and ANK-containing Inflammasome Adaptor Protein
Exons: 4
Coding region: 1-2328 (775 amino acids)
Biological process (GO): regulation of apoptotic process
Molecular function (GO): protein binding
Source: RefSeq, a predicted model, not a curated record
AUGUUUAAUAUACUCAAAGGAUUUGAUCCUCAAGCAUUAUCAAACUACAUCAACCCGUAUGCUGUGGAUGUGAUCCGGGCAAAGAGAGAGGAUCUGAUUUAUGGAAUCUCACACACUGAGGAUCUACUGGAUCUACUCGUCACAGCGGGGGUCAUGACAGCAGCGAAGAGAUCCAUCGUUUUGACCAUCAGGACUCAGAAAGAUCAGAACUCCAGGGUCCUGGACAUCCUGGAGGCCAGAGGUGAGAGGGCAUGUCGCAAAUUUUUCCAUCCCUGUCUUAUGCAAGCUGAGCCCGACCUUUAUGGGCGAAUCAGGGCCUAUGUGGGGAGUGUGAACGAACAUAUUAGAGACACAAGGAGACAGCUGAUUGGAUAUUUGCUGGAAAAGGAAAAGGAUGGAAUGGAAGCAAUAGUCACUCAGACUCUCAAGAAGACUUGUAGUUCAUAUGCCUUCGAAGAAACUAAAAGAUUUAGCCCUGAGAACAAAGAGAGCAGCCCUGUACCACUUGAAAAAUCAGGGGAUAAAGCAACACAGCGUAAAGCAGAAAACCUCAUUCACAUGAUCGCUACAGAUGGGGAGCUGCUGCUGCUGAAAGAGCAGUUAGAAGACACAAAUAUCAACACUGUCAAUUCUUCCAAUGAGACUCUUUUACACGUAGCUGCUAAGAGCGGGCAUCUAUCCAUUACCGAGCAUUUGGUCCGUAAAGGAACCAGAAUGGACCUGCAGGAGGAUAAUGCUCACACAGCUCUUCACAGUGCAGCCAGCAGGGAUCACACUGAGACUGUCAGGGCCCUCAUAAAAGUCGGGGCCCCCAUCUACUCUUUGGAUAUCCACAAUAAAACUCCCAUCCACUCAGCAGCAGAAAAUGAGCACCGGGAUGUUGUGAAAGCGCUGGUGAAGGAGGAGGCCAAGCAGUCUGAGGGCCACGCGCAGCACACGUAUCUCCACAGAGCAGCCAUGGAAGACAACUGGAGGCUGGCUGAGUUGCUGCUGCAGAGCGGGGCUGCUGCCAAUGCAAGAAACCACCAGAACAAAACUGCUCUGUUUUAUGCAGUCACCAGGAGCAAUGAGGAAACAGUGACGGCCCUUCUGAACGCAGGGGCUGAAGUUGACUGUGAUGUUGUAAAUGAAGCCAUUAAACUCAAUCAGGAAUCAAUUCUCAAUCUGCUGCUUGCCAAUGCCAGAGGAGCUCUGAGUGAAGAAGCGCUGGGCUCGGCUCUUUUCUCUGCUGUUAGACAGAACCAACACGGAAUGGUUACUGCUCUGACAGACAGCGGAGCAAACGUUAACAUGUGUGACGAACGGGGAUACACUCCUCUCCUGUUGUCGGCUGAGCUGGGACACUCAGAAGUCUUCAGAGUGCUUGUAGCAAAACAGGCCAAAACGGAUGCUACAUUAUCUGACCGCUCCUCUGCCUUGCACUUGGCUGUUCACAGCAGCUGUGUGCCCAUAGUUCAGACAUUGCUGGAAAAAGGAUUAGACCCCAACAUACCUGGACCUAAAGCCCAAAACCCUCUACACCUCGCUGCUCAGUCUAAUAGAUCAGAGUUAGUCGGUCUGUUGUUAAAAGCUGGAGCAAAGGUAAAUGCAGUAGCCCAGGAUGGACUGACCCCGCUCCACCUAGCCAGUCAGCAGGGCCAUGCAGACACAGUGAUCCAACUUCUUCAAGGCAAGGCAGAUCCAGCAGAGAAAGAUAGGCUGGGCAGGACCGCCCUGCACUGGGCAGUGUCAUCCAAAGGAGAGAGCAGGGUGGUGGACUUGCUGUUGUCAGCCAAAGCCUACCCAACCGCCACUGACAAUGAGAGGAAAACUGCCCUCCACCUGGCUGCUAUGGAGGGGAAUUUAAACGCGGUCCAUUCCCUGUUGUACCACAAAGCAAAGGGAGGGGCUAAAGACAAGGAUGGCUCCACGCCACUACAUUACGCAGCAGCUGGGGGUCAUACCAGUGUGGUUUCAGCUCUUCUACAGUCACUCAACAACAAGGGGAUAGAGGAGAGGAAUGUAUGGCGGAAAACACCACUUCAUGUCGCAGCUGAGAAGGGCCACGACAGUGUGGCUGUGCUCCUGCUGGAGGCUGGGGCAAAGAUCAACGCUGCAGAUCAAAGUAAAGACACCCCUCUGCACAGUGCUGUCCGAGGUGGACACCAGGAGGUGGUGAAGAGGCUUGUGAACCGGGGCCAAGCCGUGCACAUGGGACGGAAGAAGGUGAAUCUGCAGGCUACAAAUAAAGUGGGGAAGACACCACUGCAGGUAGCAGAGAGUGGAGACACACCAAAUCAUGAGAACAUUGCAACUUUACUCAAGAGAAAGAUGUUCCUUAUCAAAUAG